AUGGACUCCUCUCCGAGCCGCAGCAGCAUGGCUCCUGCCGCCGGCAUGAAGCGUCCUGCUUCGCUGCUGCCGGCUUUUGAGCCCUUGACCUCGUCCCCGUCUCUGCCUCGCCCGACCAAGCGUGUUGCACGCGAACCAGCCGUCUCAAAGUACCCUACUCCGGUCCCAACCUCCUCGACUCAUAUCAUGUCCUCUUCGCCUCCCGGCAUCGCUGCUGCUCGCCCUUCAGAGCGCCGUACCUUCUCGUCCACGUCCGAGCGAGCUCCCUUGUCCACCGUGCCCGAACUCAUGCUGCCGGAGAAUGGAGAACCCCUCCUGAUGGGACGUUCAAGUCUCUCGUGUCAGCAUCAGCUGGCUAACAGCCGAAUGAUCUCUCGUGUUCAUGUCAAGGCUACCUACAAGCCUGCGCCUAACCCCUUCGACCGUGACCGAGUCGAGAUUAUGUGCAUGGGCUGGAAUGGCAUUAAGAUCCAUUGCCAGGGAAAAAAGUACGAUCUGGCCAAGGGGAAGACCUUCACGUCGGACAUCAAGGAUGCCGACAUCAUGAUUGACGUGCACGAAUCUCGCGUCUUGGUUCAAUGGCCCCGAAAGGAACUCGAAGAUGAUAGAAAGGAUUGCCCGUCCACCGACUCGGAGCAAACCUGGGAUGAGGGAACCCCAACCCAGAAGAGACCUCUUCGUACAUUGGAAGGCAGUCCGUUCCCCGAGAACCAACGCCUGGCUUCACCGGUGUCCCCGUCGCCCGCCGUGCAGCGCGCUAUUCCUCCUUCCUCGCCGCUCUUUGCUCGCUCCCAGGCCCCCCCGGUGGUCGUUUAUGAAGACCAAGGCUCCCCUCUUAAGCGUCACAAUACCGUCACCGGAAUAACUUCCAGCAGUGCUCGUCGCGCGAGUCUACUUCUCCAGAGCUCCCAGGGAAUUGACCUGGGUCACCGUGAAGACGAAGAGUCCGAUGGUGAGAAUGAUGAGGAGAAUGAUCCCGUUAUUCACUCCUUCGGACCCUUUGGUGAGAACCUCUUGCCUCGUAUGGCCUCGUUCCACGCCGGUGAAUCGCCCGUUCGGGCCCGUUCUCCUAUUCGCGCUCGUUCUCCCAUUCGCACCGCGUGUUCUCCGCGCAGCCUGCCCCCGGCCGAACAUCUUCAACCCGCUCCGUCCCCCAAGCACCAUUCUCCUUCUCGCUCGAACUCGCAGCCGAACCUGCAACCUCAUUACGAGCGCCAUCACUCUGAAGAGUCCAAAUAUAUCAAUCCUACCAUCGACGACGAGAGCGUCGACCGCAUCCGCAACCACGCCGCCAACCAGCUGGCCUUCUCCCGCCUCGCCUCCACGCCCUUCUCGACCAUCAUGAACAACCUUCCCCCGAGAUCCGCCGGUCCGUCGGCACUCCUGAUGCACUCCCAGUGCAUCGGCAAGGUGCCCCGCCAGGGCAAGGAUGCUGCAGGCAAACCCCUCGAGGCGGAGUACUACUAUGUCCCCGACUUUGAUGACGAUCCCACUCGCCUGGAGGCUCACCGGAUGGGCAAGCCCGGCCUGCGCAACUGCCGUAAACAGCACAAGCAAUACUUCUGGCGCAAGCCAAAAUGA
Penicillium argentinense is the source of this 1581-nucleotide messenger RNA. It is a transcript of the gene fhdA, whose product is annotated as putative transcription factor Tos4. NCBI's taxonomy places the organism in Eukaryota, Fungi, Ascomycota, Eurotiomycetes, Eurotiales, Aspergillaceae. Gene Ontology annotation, molecular function: protein binding. The record is from RefSeq and is a predicted model, not a curated record. The coding region runs from base 1 to 1581 and encodes 526 amino acids. The transcript is spliced from 3 exons.